GGCAGUGUGUUUGAGGAAGACUAGGAGAGGAUUUUAAGAGUGAGUUGCCUUUAGGUUAUAGGCUACAUUUGUAGCUAGUAGAGGUCAAGAAAAAGUAGAGCCCUGUCUUUAUUAGAGAAAUAAAUAAUCUGAGAAAUUAAAGUCUCAAAGAAGCCGGACUGUGCAGUGUACACGCCCUUAUAAAUUUCUUAUCAGUAACUCAAUAAAACCUCACAGUUCUUCUUCACCCUGUUCUCUCCUUUGGUAAAAUUUCCCCAGUUGUUUCUUGUAUCUUUCUGGUGUUAGUGAAGCUUUGCAAGCUUGCAACUCUAAUGGCCAAGAAGCCAAGAAUUGUAAUAAUCGGAGCAGGGAUGGCUGGUCUUACUGCAGCUAACAAGCUCUAUACUUCCACUGGCUCCAAAGAUUUGUUUGAGCUAUAUGUUGUUGAAGGUGGCACUAGAAUUGGUGGCAGAAUCAACACUUCAGAGUUUGGUGGUGACAGAAUUGAGAUGGGAGCUACUUGGAUCCAUGGUAUAGGAGGCAGCCCUGUUCACCAAAUUGCUCAAGAAAUCCAUGCACUUGAGUCUGACAAACCAUGGGAGUGCAUGGAUGGCUUCUCGGAUGAGCCUAAGACCAUUGCCGAAGGUGGUUUCCAGUUAAAUGCCUCUAUUGUUGACCCCAUAUCGACUCUUUUCAAGAACUUGAUGGAUUUUGCUCAGGGAAAGCUGACUGAAGAGAGUGCACGCAGUGGAGAUGUUCGUUACUAUAAUUUUGCAGCUAAAGCAGCAUCCAAAGGUUGUACAAGCAAUGGUGGCUUUGGUAACAAAAGUGUCGGUGCUUUUCUUAGACAAGGCCUUGAUGCUUAUUGGGAUUCUUCCAAGGACCGUGACGAGCUCAGAGGAUAUGGUAAAUGGAGCAGAAAGUUGCUAGGAGAAGCCAUUUUUGCCAUGCAUGAAAACACGCAAAGGACUUAUACUUCAGCUGGUGAUCUGUUGACUCUAGAUUUUGAAGCAGAAAGCGAGUACCGCAUGUUUCCUGGUGAAGAAAUCACUAUUUCCAAAGGUUACUUGAGCAUAAUCGAAUAUCUUGCAUCUGUUCUUCCUCCUGGAGUUAUCCAAUUAGGCCGCAAAGUCUCAAGAAUUGAAUGGCAACCUGAGAGUCAUCAAUCUGUAGAAAUGGCAAACGGUUAUGAUUCCAGGCCUGUGAAGAUACACUUCUUUGAUGGAUCGGUUAUGUCAGCUGAUCAUGUGAUAGUCACAGUUUCACUGGGGGUCCUAAAAGCUGGAACUUGUCCAGAUUCAGGUAUGUUCAAUCCUCCCCUUCCUUCUUUCAAGACAGAGGCUAUAUCAAGACUCGGAUAUGGUGUUGUUAACAAGUUGUUUCUCCAACUGUGUCCAACUGGUAAGCGAAAAGCCAAAGAUAUGAACAAAUUUCCUUCCUUGCAAAUGGUUUUUCAUCCUUCAGAGUCCGACUUAAGACAUAAAAAGAUCCCAUGGUGGAUGAGGAGGACAGCUUCUCUGUCUCCCAUUUAUAACAAUUCAAGCGUCCUGCUAUCAUGGUUUGCAGGGAAAGAAGCUCUUGAGCUUGAAACACUUAGUGAUGAAGAGAUUAUAAACGGAGUGUCAACUACAGUGUCUAGUUUAUUAUCACAACCCCACGCGGCAGUUAAGUCCAAUUCUCAUGAAUUCUGCAACGGGAAUUUGAAAUCUGUAGAGAGCUUGGGUGACAGUGAAGUAAGAUUUGCUAAGGUUUUGAAGAGCAAAUGGGGUCGUGACCCUCUAUUCUUGGGAUCUUACAGUUAUGUCGCGGUUGGAUCAAGUGGUGAUGAUUUGGACACAAUGGCUGAACCAUUACCAAAGGUUCGGAGCUGUGAGUCAGCUGGUGUGCAUCCACUUCAAAUUUUGUUUGCUGGGGAGGCUACACACAGAACCCACUAUUCUACUACCCAUGGAGCUUAUUUUAGUGGUCUAAGGGAAGCCAAUAGGCUUCUGCAACACUACCAUUGUGUUGGAGUUUAGACUUAGCAAUUUAAUUUAAUUUUUUUUUAAUACCUAUUUUGCUCAUAUUCCAUCUAAAGCAUCUUUCUUUCUCUUUCUUUAAAGUAAGUAAGAGUGAACGAGAGCAAAAGAGGGAAAAAAGAAAAGAAAUGGGGGGAAUGAAAGAGAUAGAUGGGGACAUUUUUAGAUGUAUGGCAUGAAUUAAAGAAGCUUCUUUGUCA
This is a messenger RNA of Theobroma umbraticum, 2197 nucleotides long. RefSeq names its product polyamine oxidase 5 (gene PAO5). The record is from RefSeq and is a predicted model, not a curated record. Lineage: Eukaryota; Viridiplantae; Streptophyta; Magnoliopsida; Malvales; Malvaceae. Gene Ontology annotation, molecular function: polyamine oxidase activity.